UGUGUGUAAUUUACUACAUACAUAUAAAGGAACAUACAUAGUACUAUUACAUUAUUAGAUAGAUAGAUUAGAUGUAUAUGUACAAAAUAACUUCUUAAAAAAGAAUCAGUCUCUCAGCCCAUCAAAGUUUUUCUUUAUAAUUAUGAUCUUAUUGUUGUGUAAACGCUGUUUGUCAGUGGUUGGGUGUGAAGAUACCUUCACUUUCGUCCUCCUCAGCAGUUCAGACAUUACAGUUCAGUUGAUCAGGAAACGCGUUCAAAACCUGAUCAUUAAAGUUGAUACAUGCAGCAUAUCGAUACUGUGGGUGGAUCAGGAAUCCAUAGAAAUGAUCGACCGACUUUAACCUUUCAAACCGAUUGUUUUACCGCGCGAGGCUGCAGAUGGAUUGAUUGUUGAUCGUUUGGUGAGUUCUGGAGAACAUACGUUCACUGGGGCCAAACAAUCCUACAAGUCUGGAUCCACAGCUUUAACCAAUCCAAACCAAAAUGACCGGUGGUGAUACAGAGGACUUUGUCUUCAGCAGAACUGUUCAGAGAUCAGAGGACACAGCAGCACUGAAGUGACAUUAUGGUGACUGCAGCGUCUGAGCUGCGCAAAAGUAGCCUUGACCUACUCCCUCCCAGCAUGUCAGAGCUGAGGGUUGUUCUGCUGGGGAACAGCUGGACUGACAGGAGAGAUGCUGGGAACUUCAUUCUGGGAGAAACGGUGUUCAGCACUCAGAAAGCACCAGACUGCUGUCAGAGAGUCAGUGGAUGCUGGAGAUGGAAAGAAAUAGUUCUCAUCAACACCCCAGAUCUGCUGCAUCCCAACAUCUCUGAACACAAACUGACAGAACAUGUAGAAACCUGUGUGAGACUCUGUGAUCCUGGACCUCAUGUGUUCCUGCUGGUUCUACAGCCUGAAGACUUCACUGAGGAACACAAACUGAGGCUUCAGACAGUCCUAGAAAACUUUGGCGAUCGAUCAUUUGAACAUUCACUGGUUCUGAUAUCAACACCCACUGAGCAAAGUCCAGGUUCAGCAGAAAAGUACGAGCAACAUCCACCACUGAAACACAUGAUCAAAAUGUGCAGAUACAGAAACUUGAAGCUGAAGAACCUUGAAUUCCAGGAACUCUUCACACGCUUGUGUGAAAUCGUGAGGGUAAACAACGGAGAACAUGUGAGCUGUGAUUUAUCUGACGAUGAAGCAGCUGGGAUUCAUCAGAACCUGCCUGUCAACAUGGAUCCUGCUCGAGCUGCUCCUCAUGGACUCAGGAUUGUGCUGUUUGGGAAAAGUGAGGAAGAAAUGACGACACUUGGUAACUUCAUCCUGAAAAAAAAAUCUUUUAAAUUUCAAAGAUUUUCUCCAAUCAAACAAUGUGAGUUAGUUCAUGGAGAAUGGAAAGAAAAACCACUGACAGUGGCGAAAACUCCAGACAUGUUCAGUCUGUCUGAGGAAGCAGUGAGAAAAGAAGUGAAGAGCUGUGUGACUCUUUGUCGUCCUGGACCAAAUGUUCUGCUGCUGUUAGUGAAACCUUCUGAUUUCACUGAGGAGAACAGAAAAACACUGAAGUUCAUCCUGAGUUUGUUUGGUCAAGAUGCUUUUAGAUACUCAAUGGUCGUCACCACGUACUGUCAUCAAUGGAAUGAGACAAGUGUCUCUGUGAACAAGCUCCUUCAGGAAUGUGAUGGAAGAAACUACAACAUGUUUGUAAAUGACCAUAACAAGUUAAUGGAGAAGAUUGAGAACAUUGUGCAUCUAAACAAAGGAACCUUCCUCACCUUCACUGAAGAGACCAUAAGACCAAAGUCUGAACACAUCAAACCAUCUUUAAACCUGGUUCUGUGUGGGAGGAGAGGAGCAGGGAAGACUUCAGCAGCCAAGGCCAUUUUAGGUCAGACAGAGCUUCAUUCAGUCUCCACCUCAUCAGAGUGUGUUAAACAUCAGGGAGAUGUGUGUGGACGUUGGGUUUCCCUGGUGGAGCUGCCUGCCUUGUAUGGAAAACCUCAGGAGGCAGUGAUGGAGGAAUCAUUCAGGUGUAUCUCCCUCUGUGAUCCUGAGGGCGUCCAUGCCUUCAUCCUGGUCCUACCUGUGGGUCCUCCCACUGAUGAAGACAAGGGAGAGUUAAAGACCAUCCAGAACACAUUCAGCUCUCCAGUCAAUGACUUCACCAUGAUUCUGUUCAUUGUGGAGUCAGAUCCUACAGAUCCAGCUGUUGGUAACUUUGUAACAAAGGAUGAAGACAUCCAGGAGCUCCUUCAGAAGUGUGGACAACGUUAUGUAUUUCUCAACAGUAAUGACAAACAGCAGAUGCCAGAGCUGUUGCUUAGUGUGGAAAAAGUUAGACCGUCCAAAGAACCAUCCUGCUACACAACAGAGACAUUUGCACAUGCCCAAAUAAAAAGGAUCAUACAACAAGACAAAAACCUUUCCACUGUGCGGUCUGAGCUUAUGGAUCUGAAAACAAAAAACAAGGGCAGCUGUGCUGAAGAGAAACAGAGUCCAGAGAGUCUCAGGAUUUUGCUGAUAGGGAAGACUGGCAGUGGAAAGAGCUCUUCAGGAAACACCAUUCUGGGAAGAAAGGUGUUUAAAUAUGGAUUAGGUCAAACAUUAGUCACCAAGUAUUGUCAGAAAGAACAGAGUGAAGUGGACGGUCGUCCUGUUGUUGUGGUCGACACUCCUGGUCUGUUUGAUAAUAGUUUGUCCCAUGAUCAGGUUAAUGAGGAGAUGGUGAAAUGUAUCAGUCUUCUGGCUCCAGGACCACAUGUCUUCCUGUUGGUGUUACAGAUUGGACGAUUCACAGCAGAGGAGAAGGAGACACUGAAACUCAUCAAAGAAGGAUUUGGGAAGAAUUCAGAGAAAUUCACCAUCAUUCUUUUCACAAGAGGAGAUAUACUGGAACAUGAGGAGCGAACCAUUGAAGAAUACAUUGAAAAGAAAUGUGAUGAUUCCUUUAAGAAGCUGAUCUCUGACUGUGGAGGAAGAUACCAUGUGUUUAACAACUAUGAUCAACACAAUCACACACAAGUCAGUGAGCUGAUCAACAAGAUCAACACCAUGGUGAAGGAAAAUGGAGGCAGCUGCUUCACUAAUGAGAUGCUGCAAGAGGCUGAAGCAGCGAUACAGAAAGAAGUGGAGAGGAUCCUGAAGGAGAAGGAAGAAGAGAUGAAGAGAGAGAUUUGAUGGACAUCUGGUAGAAACAAUGACAGCAAUGUUCAAAAGACUAAAAUAGGGGAAAGUUAUUAUUACUACUACUACUAUUUACGUUUUGAUUUAGUCUGUGUAUUUACAAUGUUGUCUUUCUCUAACCCCCCCUCCCCCGUCUAGACCCAACCGGUCGAGGCAGAUGGCCGCCCACCCUGAGUCCGGUUCUGCUUGAGGUUUCUGCCUCUUAAAAGGAAGUUUUUUCUUGCCACAGUCUCCUAGUGCUGCUCAUGGUGGGAUCUGUUGGGUUUCUCUGUAAAUUUUAUAAGAUAAAGAGUACGGCCUAGACUUGCUCUAUAUGUACAGUGCCUCAAGAUAACUUCUGUUGUGAAUUGGCGCUAUAUAAAAGCUAUAUAAAUAAAAUUUCACCUGAUCUGACCUGAAAAUUAAAAUCAAAUGGGAGAAAAGUGAUCAUAAAAACAAAACAUUAAAAUAUUCAAUGAAUCAUCAAUAUAGAAGAGAAGAUGAAGACAUCAAGAAAAAAAAAUUGAUAAAUUUCAACAACUAGUGUGAAUAAAAUGUGAAACUCUGCAGAGAACAAUUAAUUCAAAUAGCCAGGAAGCCACUGAUGGAAGCUUUAACACAGAGAAGACAUUCUGUACAUGUACUUCAGUAACCAGUUUAGACUUAGCUUUCUCCAGUAAACUGAUUUUUUAAAUAUCAUGUAGAAACCUGGUCCCUGUAAUCGUGUAGAGGGAUCACUGGGGAUCACUGAUUUCUUGGCCGUGUGUAAGCGUAACUGGGAUUUAGUUUUAGUUUUUUACAUGUCAGCAUGUGCAGGAAAACUCUUCUGGUAGAGUUAGUAACACUGUCACAUGACAUGAAGAUAAAAAGAAAAAAACCUGAAAAAUGUAAAGCAGUGAUUGACAGGUGUUCACAGAGUCUCUUCAUAAGUUCUGUUAAUGACAUUUGUCUCUUUCCUGAAAGUUCUACAUUGUAUGAGUGACGAUUUUAAACAAAGGACUCUGAGUAUUUUAGACCUUUACACAUUUUCUCUUAUUUUGUGACAGAGAUGUAUGUUAAUGUCAUUUUAUCAUGUAAAGACUUUUCUUCUUUGUAACCAUGAUUAUAAAUAAGAAACUAUUUGAUAAUAAAAUUGAUACUAGAGAUAA
This is a messenger RNA of Lates calcarifer (barramundi perch), 4298 nucleotides long. Its product is annotated as GTPase IMAP family member 8. Gene Ontology annotation, molecular function: GTP binding. The transcript has 8 exons. Bases 568 to 3165 code for a protein of 865 amino acids. The record is from RefSeq and is a predicted model, not a curated record. NCBI's taxonomy places the organism in Eukaryota, Metazoa, Chordata, Actinopteri, Centropomidae.